GCUUUAUCUCUUCUCCACACCAGUAGUACUCCACUAUAGCGUAUCAAAUGGGUUCUAUACCAAAAAGUACUAAGAAACCACAUGUGGUAUGUAUCCCUUACCCAGCACAAGGCCAUAUCAACCCCAUGACAAAACUAGCUAAACUCCUUCACUCUAAAGGCUUCCACAUCUCCUUUGUAAACACUCACUACAACCAUAAACGCUUGCUCCGGUCCAAUGGUCCCUUUUCCCUCGAUGGCCUGCCCGAUUUUCGUUUCUACUCCAUUACAGAUGGCCUUCCACCAUCUGAUGCUGAUGCCACCCAGCCAGUUGCUGCUCUAUGUGAAAGUGUAGCUAAACAUAGUUUGGAACCCUUUUGUGAGGUCAUUACUAGGCUUAAUAAUGAUGCUAAAAAUGAUCAAUCCGGCGUACCGCCUGUUAGCUGUAUAGUGUCGGAUGGAUGCAUGAGCUUUACACUUGAAGCUGCUGACAGGUUUGGGUUGCCAGAAGUUCUAUUUUGGACACCAAGUGCUUGUGGGAUUUUGGCUUACACUUACUAUCGUGAGCUUAUUGAAAAAGGUUACACUCCCCUCAAAGAUAUGAGUUAUGUCACAAAUGGUUACUUAGAAACAACCUUAGAUUGGAUUCCCGGGAUGAAAAACAUCAAGUUAAGGGAUUUCCCAAGCUUCAUUCGAACGACAGACAUAAACGAUAUCUUGUUCAACUAUCUCAUGACCGAGGCCGAGACAAUCCCUAGAGGCUCAGCAGUCGUGAUCAACACUUUUGAUGCCUUGGAACAAGAUAGUAUUAACCCCUUAAUUUCCAAAAACCCGCGAAUAUUCACCAUCGGCCCACUUCACCUAAUGCAAAAAUAUGUGCAAAAUCAUCAAGUGAAACAAAUUGGGUCCAAUCUUUGGAAGGAAGAUGUGGGUUGCAUCAAUUGGCUCGACACAAAGGCCCCUGGCUCGGUUGUUUUUGUAAAUUUUGGAAGUAUAACUGUCAUGACAAAGGAACAAUUAACCGAGUUUGGAUGGGGACUAGCUAAUAGCAAAAAGGACUUUUUAUGGAUCACUAGGCCGGAUAUUGUGGGCGGCGACGAGGCUAUGAUGCCACCGGAGUUUGUUGACGAGACUAAAGGAAGAGGCAUGGUGACUAGCUGGUGCCCUCAAGAACAGGUUUUGAAGCAUCCGGCCAUAGGAGGAUUCUUGACACACAGUGGAUGGAACUCGACAAUUGAGAGUAUUAGCAGUGGCGUUCCAAUGAUUUGUUGGCCAUUUUUUGCAGAGCAACAAACGAAUUGUCGGUAUUGUUGUAUAGAGUGGGAAAUCGGAAUAGAAAUAGAUACCGACGUGAAGAGGGAAGAGGUGGAGGCUCAAGUGAGGGAGUUGAUAGAUGGGGAGAAAGGAAAGAAGUUGCGGGACAAGAUUUUAGAAUGGAAAAAGAAAGCUGAGGAAGCUGUUUCUAUUGAUGGAUCAUCUUAUCUCAAUCUUGAUAGAUUGAUUAAUGAUGUUCUCUUGAAAACGUGAGCUAAUAUAUCUUUCAUAUUCACCUAAUAUGUUUCAAGAAGUCUUGCUUGCAAAAGUUUUUACCUAUUGGAACUUGGUCCAAAUUAUUGCGUUUGCAUUGAUUGUAAUUUAGAGUGAGUUAUAAUAAGCUGAUGUCUCCACGAUUUAUGUAAACCUACAAAACAAUGAUAAUUUUAUGUAUUGUUAUUAUUCAUGAAAGUUUAGCA
Molecule: messenger RNA, 1711 nt
Organism: Erigeron canadensis
Lineage: Eukaryota; Viridiplantae; Streptophyta; Magnoliopsida; Asterales; Asteraceae
Product: UDP-glycosyltransferase 85A8-like
Exons: 3
Coding region: 48-1505 (485 amino acids)
Molecular function (GO): UDP-glycosyltransferase activity
Source: RefSeq, a predicted model, not a curated record